AUGGCUGACCCGAUAGCUGAAGACAAGGCCAUCUCCGGCCAACCCAAGAACACAGUAAUAGCAGACUUUGAUCCGCCACAGAAACCCAAGAGAAACAAAUUCGCCAUUGCCUGCUCCAUUUUGGCUUGCAUGACAUCAAUUUUACUGGGCUAUGAUAUUGGUGUGAUGAGUGGGGCGAACCUCUUCAUCCAAGAUGACCUCAAAAUCAACGACGUCCAGAUUCAAAUACUUACCGGCACAUUGAACAUCUACUCUCUCAUCGGCUCCGCCUUGGCCGGCAGAACCUCCGAUUGGAUCGGGCGCCGGUACACCGUCGUCCUCUCCGGAGCCAUCUUCUUCGUCGGAGCUAUCCUCAUGGGAGUCGCCCCGGGCUACGCCUUCCUUAUGUUCGGCCGGUUCGUUGCUGGAAUCGGUGUUGGCUACGGUCUCAUGAUCUCUCCGGUCUACACAGCCGAGAUCGCUCCGACUUUGUCCCGUGGCUUCCUCACAUCUUUCCCUGAGGUGUUCGUCAAUAUUGGCAUAUUAUUGGGGUACGUCUCCAACUACGCCUUCUCCAAGCUCCCAGCUCACCUCGCUUGGAGGUUCAUGCUCGGCAUCGGCGCCCUUCCCGCCAUUAUUCUCGCCGUCGGCGUCUUAGCCAUGCCAGAGUCGCCGCGUUGGCUUGUCAUGCAGGGCCGACUUGGGGACGCCAAGCGCGUCCUCAACAAAACCUCAGCCUCCAAGGAAGAGGCUCAGUUGAGGCUAGACGACAUCAAAGAAGCCGCAGGCAUCGCCAAAGACCUAGACGGCGACGUUGUUCCCGUCACGAAGAAAAGCCGUGGUGAAGGCGUAUGGAAAGACUUGAUCUUGCACCCAACGCCAGCCGUUCGCCAUAUUUUGAUCGCAGCCCUCGGCAUCCACUUCUUCGAACAAGCUUCGGGCAUAGACUCUGUCGUCCUGUACAGCCCCAGGAUCUUCGAGAAGGCGGGGAUCAAAUCUUACGACCACAAGCUCCUUGCAACCGUGGCCGUUGGAUUUGUCAAGACCAUUGCCAUCUUGGUGGCCACGUUUUUCCUUGAUCGGUUCGGGCGGCGCCGGUUGCUUUUGUCCAGCGUGGCUGGGAUGAUAUUUUCACUCGCGUGCCUCGGGGUGGGCCUCACGAUCAUCGAUCAUCACCGCGGCACGGUCCCGUGGGCCAUCGCAUUGUGCAUCACCAUGGUGUUAUUGAACGUUGCGUUCUUCUCGAUUGGGUUGGGGCCCAUAACAUGGGUUUAUAGCUCUGAGAUCUUCCCGCUGAAGCUACGCGCGCAAGGGGUUAGUAUGGGAGUGGCCGUCAACAGGAUAACAAGUGGCGUCAUAUCCAUGACUUUUCUCUCACUAUACAAGGCCAUUACGAUUGGUGGGUCCUUCUUUCUCUACGCGGGGAUUGCUGCGGUGAGUUGGGUCUUCUUUUAUAUGUUGCUCCCCGAAACCAGGGGAAGAACCCUUGAAGACAUAGAGGUGCUGUUUGGUAAAUAUCACAGGUGGAAAAAAGCGAAUGCCGUGCUCAAGCAGAGCAAGCAAGGCGAUGGUGACGAAAACAAAAGUCAAGUCAACUAG
Prunus armeniaca (apricot) is the source of this 1578-nucleotide messenger RNA. The record is from the annotation of a GenBank genome assembly. Lineage: Eukaryota; Viridiplantae; Streptophyta; Magnoliopsida; Rosales; Rosaceae.